Molecule: messenger RNA, 491 nt
Organism: Physella acuta
Lineage: Eukaryota; Metazoa; Mollusca; Gastropoda; Physidae
Product: spindle pole body component 98
Cellular component (GO): nucleus
Molecular function (GO): endonuclease activity
Source: RefSeq, a predicted model, not a curated record
ACUGAAACAGCCAUAGAAACAGCCACAGAAACAGCCACAGAAACAGCCACAGAAACAGCCGCAAGAUGCCACGAUACCAUACGUACUACAACUAUGAUGAUGAUGAUGAUGAUAAUGAAAGUGAGGAAAGUUACGACGACGGCGAUGAAAGUGAUGACGAGAGUUACGACGACGACACUCUCAACCUGCACGGCUGCUCCGUCGAUGACGCCAUCACCAAACUACGAGAGUUUCUGACAGAAAAGAAAAGAGAUUACGUCAACAGUGGCAGACGACGAGUUCACCGCUUCGUUGACGUCAUCACCGGAAGAGGCGUGCACAGCGACAGGGGCUACUCCAUUGUGAAACAGAAAGUUAAAAAGUAUCUCCGGAACCGGCGCUACAGCAUGGAGUGGCAUGACAACGGGGGGUGUGUCACUAUCGACUUCUACAACUCUGGAGUCUAGAACUGUCCAAGAUUGUAGGCACACUGGGCUAACCACAGAAGCAAG